This is a messenger RNA of Sparassis crispa, 867 nucleotides long. RefSeq names its product tetrapyrrole biosynthesis uroporphyrinogen III synthase. Gene Ontology annotation, biological process: uroporphyrinogen III biosynthetic process. Gene Ontology annotation, molecular function: uroporphyrinogen-III synthase activity. The record is from RefSeq and is a predicted model, not a curated record. Bases 1 to 867 code for a protein of 288 amino acids. Lineage: Eukaryota; Fungi; Basidiomycota; Agaricomycetes; Polyporales; Sparassidaceae. The transcript has 3 exons.
AUGGCAAAUGUCUUGCUACUCCGGGCUCCUUCGCAAGAUGGUGGGGACAAAUAUGAGGACAACAUUCGUACUCAGGGAUACACACCCGUAUCCGUCCCAGUAUUAGAGACCGUGCUCAAGAAUCUUCCAGCGUUGAAGGAAAUCAUCCAAGCAGGUCACUCGGUGAAGGGCUAUGCUGGUGUGAUCAUCACGAGUGGAAGGGCAUGCGAAGCAUGGAGGACGGCUGUACAGGAAUUGGUGUCGAACAGCGCAAACACGGACUGGGCUACCGUCCCGUUCUAUGUCGUCGGAGAAGCAACUGCUAAGGCACUGGAAGAGAUCCGUGAGGCAGUGGGUGGUUCUCCGUUUACCCCGAAGGACAUACGCGGUCGUGCUGAGUCCGGAACGAGCGAGCGACUCGCGCAUUUCAUCUUGGACGACCUAUCCUCCAGGACUGACAGUGGGAAGUUGUUGUAUCUCACUGGAGACAAAAAUCGCGACACCUCACCGAAGAUUUUGAAGGAGGGUGGCUUUGAUCUGGAACCUCUGCAGGUCUAUGAGACGCAGGGAUCAUCCAAUUUCCCGGCAGAUCUUCAAAAAGCACUGAACUCAGUACCCACAGGCAGGUGGUGGAUUGUAUAUUUUGCCCCUUCCGCGGCGGAGUUCGUGACACCUACCCUGCGAAAACACUUCGAUCUUCGUUCGAUUGACUCUCCUCCCGACACGUCACGCACAAUCCCGAGCGUUGCAGCAAUAGGGCCAACUACGUCUACGUUUCUGCGAGAGCAGCUCAGCCUUCACGUACGUGCCGUCCCUUCCAAACCCACACCAGAAGCUCUAGUAGCCGCUAUCGUGGCGGCAGACAGUGCUACUUCAGCGGCCUUGUAG